This is a messenger RNA of Cryptococcus deneoformans JEC21, 1511 nucleotides long. RefSeq names its product calmodulin-dependent protein kinase, putative. Bases 80 to 1168 code for a protein of 362 amino acids. The transcript has 13 exons. Gene Ontology annotation, biological process: protein phosphorylation; cellular response to oxidative stress. Gene Ontology annotation, molecular function: calcium/calmodulin-dependent protein kinase activity; calmodulin binding; ATP binding. NCBI's taxonomy places the organism in Eukaryota, Fungi, Basidiomycota, Tremellomycetes, Tremellales, Cryptococcaceae. The record is from RefSeq and is a predicted model, not a curated record.
CUGUAAUCUUCAUAUCGAUCUUAUAUUCAUACUUCACCCCUCUAUCGCCGCAGCCCACAAGACCGUCAGUCACCCCUACAUGGCCCCUCAGACUGUGCCCUGCCAGUACAAGACUGGAAAGACACUAGGAAGUGGAACGUACGCUGUUGUCAAAGAAUGUGUUCACAUCACGACCGGUGAAUACUACGCCUGCAAGGUACUUAAUAAGAAGUUCUUGAUGGGCCGAGAGCAUAUGGUCCGGAAUGAAAUUGCCGUCCUUAAGCGAGUUUCAGCUGGCCACAAGAACAUCGUUCAACUACACGACUUUUUCGAGACUACCCACAAUCUUUAUCUUGUCUUUGACCUUUGUACCGGUGGAGAGCUUUUCGACAGGAUCUGUGCCAAGGGAAGCUACUUUGAGAAGGAUGCUGCCAAUAUUGUGCGAACUGUAACAUCAGCCGUCAAGUACCUCCAUGACCAAGGCAUCGUUCACAGAGAUUUGAAGCCGGAGAACAUUCUUUUCAAGUCCAAGGCCGAAGAUGCGGACCUCAUGUUGGCUGACUUUGGAUUGUCCAAAGUAUUGGAUGACGAUAAAUUUGCCAUUCUGACUACUACAUGUGGUACCCCUGGUUACAUGGCUCCUGAAAUAUUCAAAAAGGCCGGUCAUGGUAAGCCUGUGGAUAUUUGGGCCAUCGGUGUCAUCACCUACUUCCUCCUUUGUGGCUAUACCCCCUUCGACCGCGACUCGCAAUAUGAAGAAAUGCAAGCCAUCUGCAAGGGCGACUAUCGCUUCGAACCUGUCGAAUAUUGGGGGGGUGUCUCUGAAACCGCCAGGCAGUUCGUGCGUGACUGCUUGACUGUCGACCCCACAAAUCGACCUACUGUCGAUGAAUUGUUAAACCAUCCUUGGUUGAGAGACGUUGAAGCCUCCAAGGACGAGCCCGCUGAGGCUAAGGGUGUUGACUUGUUGCCUAACGUCAAGGCCGCCUUCGAUGCCAAGAAGACUUUCCGCAAGGCAGUUUUGGGUAUGAUGGCUGUUCACAGGCUCCAAGAUCACAGUGCCACUAUCCACGGUCAGACCGAGGCAGAGCAGGAAAAGUUGAAGAAGGAAGUGGAAGCGUUCAAGGAAGAGGCGGCUCAGGAGGACGUGAAGGAUGUUAUCCAACCAGGUGCUCCCGCCUCCAUUUAAUUGUGCGAAGAGGUGUGCCGCGACUGCUGUGAAUUUUUCUAUCAUAAAGGACACGACUAGGCGACAAGUUCAAGGUCUACGAUGGUUAUAUACAUGAGAACCUAUCCACUGUUCACAGUCUGGCCUUAUAAUUGUCUUGGUAAGAGGGGACUAUCUCCCAACCAUUUUUUUAACCCCCGGCUUUGGUUUUGGUAUCCGCUUGCGUAAAGGUUAUAUUCAUACAUAUGUCUCAUUUCACUGUAAUUUCCCAAAUCAUCAUUGCAAAAGCCACUGGGAGGGGUAUGCACGUCUAACAACAGAAAAGCGUUAAUAAGUCAUGACACGACGCGUUUGCUCUACUAAC